AUGGAACAUUUAAUAAACGUGGGCAACAAAACAAAGGAUAAGGAACAGAAAGGAUUCAGCCGAGAUUAUGCAAAAACCAUAGCAUUGCUCUCAGCUCUUAAUUUCAACAGAUCGGAAAGCUUCGGGAAGACUGCUGAAACUGUUGAAAAUGAAGGAAAACAAGAAAAAACAAAAAGAGCGAAAAGUAGCAUCAUCAAAGAUUACUUGGUAGAUUAUACUGCUAAUUCUAAUCUUCAUGGAUUGAGAUACAUUGGAGAGAAAGAAAGAACUUAUGUGGAAAAAAUAUUCUGGCUGUUCAUGUUCACAUGCUGUGUGGUCCUCUGCGCGGGAUUAAUCAGAAAAGUUUGGAUAAAGUGGAACGAAAGUCCCGUGAUUGUAAGUUUUGCAGAGAACCCCACUCCAGUCUGGCAGAUCCCUUAUCCUGCAGUGACAGUCUGUUUUGAAACAAAGGCGAUGCAAAGGAAAUUUAAUUUCACGGACUACUAUCAUCUGUAUAUGAAUCAACGAGACAAUCUUUCUCUAUAUGAACAACACAUGUUUGAAGAUCUUACAAUGGUCUGUGAUGAUCAUCUUGCACCUCCAAACGGCCGAAGAUUUUCAUCUGGAGUCGAUACCGUAAACAACAUUAAAUCGGUAUCACCAAACUUGACUGAAGUUUUCUUUGGGUGUAAAUGGAAAGACAUACCAAGUGAAAACUGUUCCGAUUUGUUCUCUCCCAUUCUAACAGAAGAAGGACUUUGUUAUACAUUCAAUACUUUGGGACCAGAUGAAAUGUUUAGAUUAAAUAAUUUACAUAAAAACUACCCAUAUUUGGAGCAUGAUAAACGAGCAGAAUCGUGGAGCUUGGAAGAGGGAUACAUGUCAGGAACACCUAUAGAAACUUAUCCUCAUAGAGGCGCUGGAUAUGGUGUAAAAUCUGGACUCACCUUCUUGCUGAAAGCUAAAAAAAUCGAUCUGGAUUAUUUAUGCAGGGGACCAGUGCAGGGUUUUAAGAUACUGUUGCACAAUCCGGCAGAGCUGCCGAGGCUUUCACAACAAUACUUCCGAUCGCCUCUAUCGCAAGAGGUAGUCGUUGCAGUGAAACCUAAAAUGAUGACCACUUCCUCCGGCCUUAAACCUUAUGAACCUACCAGGCGACAAUGUUAUUUUCCAAGCGAGCGCUAUCUCCAUUACUUCAAAGUGUACACUCAAGCUAACUGUGAGAUGGAGUGCUUAGCGAACUUUACAUACACAAGGUGCGGAUGUGUGCAUUUCGGAAUGCCCUAUGGGCCGAAUAUGCAGGUGUGCAAUGCUGGCAGCAGAGAAUGUAUAAAAGCAGCUCAGAUGGAACUAGUGACAAUUGAAAUCCAGUCAGGUCUGGACAGUCGAGUGGGCAAUGAUUCGGAUUCCCUUGGGGAGGCUCUAGCGGUGUCAUCUAGGUGCCAGUGUCUACCAGCGUGCACAUCCAUCGAGUACGAGGCAGAGACGUCACAGGCCGACUAUGAUUGGGCAGCCAUAUUCCGAGCAUAUAAAUUGUACAACAUUUCUGAAGAACUAAAAGACCUGACGUACGCCCGUGUGAUGGUGUUUUUCAAAGAGGCCCAGUUCAUUACCUCUCGCCGGUCGGAAUUGUAUGGACAAACGGACUUCCUCGCCAACUGUGGUGGUUUACUUGGACUAUUCAUGGGUUUCUCCAUCCUCAGUGUCGCUGAAAUCGUUUAUUUCCUAACAUUGAGAUUAUGCUGCCUUCUUUGGCGUCGUCGAAACAAGCAGCGACGAAUUGAUUUUGCAAAAAGUUCUAACAUUCCUGGACCAAGUCCUAAUAAAGUGAUCCAUCCAUACAGCGAAUAA
Molecule: messenger RNA, 1830 nt
Organism: Spodoptera littoralis (African cotton leafworm)
Lineage: Eukaryota; Metazoa; Arthropoda; Insecta; Lepidoptera; Noctuidae
Source: the annotation of a GenBank genome assembly